AUGUAAUAGGAGCGCUCAUCUCUUUGUGGCGUGAUAUCCUCUGUUGAACUCGACUUAUAUUCCGAACCCUGCUCCAUGGAUGACGAAUCAGUCACAAGCAAAAGGACAUCUUCCUGUCCUCUAUCUCUCAGCCAGUCUGCUCCGAGUUUCUGCAGAGUGAAUGGACGCGAAACACAGGAUGCUGCAGGAAGAAACACAGAAACUCUUUUAGGUUUGGGGAAAUAUGAUGUUGCUCAGUGGAAAUGAUGGAUGCAACAGACUCCACUGAUCCAUACAGCCGACCAGCACGCAGGACACAAUGGAUAGUCAGCACUCUGGCUUACCAUUACGGACUGGACCGGGGAGUGGAGAACGAAAUUAUAGUUUUGGCCACGGGGCUGGAUCAGUAUCUACAGGAGAUUUUCCAUCAUAUGGACUAUCAGGGUGGAGGCAAAAUCUCUGUCGAAGACUUUAACAUCCUGUGUGAAGUUUUGGGACUGAACAAAGACUCGGAGGAAACAGAAUGCGCCGGCGUUUUAGACAAUUUACCCAGCGAGCUCACCUUCAGACACUUCCACGCCAAACUGUGCGGAUACUUCAGCACUAAGGCGGGGUGUCAGUAUGAGAACGGCCGGCUGCUGGUCGGGAAAGACAGCGAGCACAUAGAGACUCAGAUCCGCCUGAGGAGCCCUCUGAAGCGACGAGAGAAGCUGCUGUCUGUGUGUGUGAGCGACGGCUCCUCGCCCUCUUCCGAGGGACGGCACGCCUCCGGCUGCAGGAUCGGCUCCUGCACCAAGGAGUGCUAUGAGGAGAUAGUGGCGCUGGAGGAAGCAGAGGACCGAAUAACGAAACUGGAAGAUGAGAAUGCAAGUUUGAGGGAGCUGAUCGAGGACAUGCGAGCAGCGCUUCAGAGCAGCGAUGCGCGCUGUUUGGCUCUGCAGGUAGGACUAUGGAAAAGCCACUCCAAACAUAAAACAGAGGAAGGCUGUUUUGUUGCCCACCACAAACAAGCUGCCCAGAAAAGUAUGAGCAACGGCAGCCUGAAAACCAGAACCUACAGCAACCUGAAGAGCCUGCAGAACAUAAUCCAGGAGAUAGAACUGCUGCAGAGCUCCAGAGACCGACAGGUCGAGGAAGCCAUGCUGUGUAAUCAGAGACUGGAGCAGGAACUGUGGAGCUCUAAAGAGACUGUAGCAGCUCUGGAGGACUGCAACCGAGCUCUGAAGAGGGAGCAGGUGGGCAUGAGGAGGAAAGUGGAGGAGGCCAGACAGGCGCUACUCAGCGGACUGAGCAAAGUGAAGGAACUGGAAGCCAAGGCCAGUCAUGUGCCAGCACUGCAGAGACACAUCCUCCAGCUGGAAUCAGAGCUCCUCUACUACAGGUCAGAGGUGUCAAAAAUACAACUCCCAAGCAGCACCAGGGCCGAGCAACAGCUGAGUGUGGGCAGCAGGCCGGGCCAGAGAUGCUGCUUGGAUUCUCAACAUGACCGCUGUUCCCCGACAGGGCGUGCUGUGACGACCCCAGACAAAAUGGAGGAGCAGCUGUUUCGUUCGGUGGAGGGCCAGGCUGCCUCUGAUGAGGAGGAGGACAAGUGGACCGGAGAUCAACAGAGGCAGGUGGACGAGGUGAAGAGGAUCUUGACCAGGCUGUCCUGCUGUGGGGAAAGGUGUGACGACAAGGCAUUCAAGAAGCUGAUGUCCAAUUUUGGGAGUUCGAGGAGCGAGGAGAGCUGCAGCGCUGUGGUGGAGCUCCUGGAGAGGGUGACCAGGCUCCAUAAGCAGCUGGAGCUAAAGGAGAGCCAGGCAGAGAUAGACAUGGACCAGGUGAAGGAUUCUUUGAUCCUGGAGCUGCAGCAGAAGGCCGAGGAGACUGAGCUGCUUCAGAUGGAGCUGCAAAUGUUGGAGACAGAGAGGGUUCGUCUGUCACUGGUGGAGGAGAAACUUGUGGACAUUCUGCAGCUCCUCCAGCAGCUCAGAGACCUGAACGUCUCAAGGAGGUCGCUCGGGAAAAUCUUGCUCAGCACUUUGGAGUCUUGCAGUGACCCACAACAUGGGAAAGCCCACAUUCUAGAGGUGCUCAACGCUCUCUAUCAUGAACUGGCUGCCUGUGAGAUUCUGUCUACUGGUGGACCUCUGGAGCGAACGCAGAGCCAGCAGUCUCUCAUCAUCUCCUGCUAAACAGCACUGCCUCCUGCUGGGCCAGUGCUGUUCCAACAGCCUUUUUAGGGGAGCCAUGGAAACUGUAUCAGUGGUCAAGAAACAGGCUGAUUGACGUGUAUAGUGUAUUAUAUUGUAGCUUAUAUACUCCUCAGACCCUAUCAUCUAUAAGGGGAUAUUAGUCUAAAACAUUAUUUUUUAUAGUGAAGGGCUUUAUUUCAUAUAAAGUAAAUUCUUGCUUAAACAUUUUUUUCAAGAGCUUUUAUUGCACAUAACUUGUUCAUGAUCCAUAAAGAUUUUUUAUUUUUUAUUUUUCCACAGCAGAGUUCUGAAUGUGAAAAUGUUCAAAUAAGCUAAAUUUAAAAGGGGCAUGAAGUUGUCUGUGAAAUAUAUUGACCUCCACUUAAACAUGCCCGAUAGAACGUAAAGGAAGCUGCAUCUUGUUGUAUGUGCUUCACUCACCUGCAUCCCAAGAUAAAAUGUAUCACUACAGGUUUACAAGGCUUCAUCAUCACAAACACAUCUGCAAAGCAAACAGAGAAAUGCAGCCUUUUUUUUUCUUUUUACCACAUCUCGAGAACACAGUUGGUGUACUUCCCAUCAGGGAUGCCUCAGUGUUGUCUAAUGGUGCAUUGAGGUGGUUUAUUCUUUAACAUGUGUAAAGCUGAGACGUAUUACUGCACCAUCAGUGUGUGCACACAGUAAACCCAGCGAUGCCACAAAAAAACAGCCAAGAUUUGCUAAUACAAACAAAGUCUUGUCAAGCGUAACACAGCCUCUGGGCCACACAAGUGCAACAAUUCUAUUACAUUAUUAAAUGCAGUCUGUAAGCUAAUCUGUGUUUACUGCCUCAUACUUGUUUCUCAGUAUAAUAAAGUAGAUUUACCUUGAAUUAAAUGCACUUUCUUAAACAAGAAACUUUUUCAUAUGAGUUGGAUCAGUUGCAUUGUCAUAGCUGUCUUGAACUGGGGGCCUCGUAU
Molecule: messenger RNA, 3115 nt
Organism: Toxotes jaculatrix (banded archerfish)
Lineage: Eukaryota; Metazoa; Chordata; Actinopteri; Toxotidae
Gene: efcc1
Product: EF-hand and coiled-coil domain containing 1
Exons: 9
Coding region: 243-2156 (637 amino acids)
Molecular function (GO): calcium ion binding
Source: RefSeq, a predicted model, not a curated record